Messenger RNA from Cryptosporidium ubiquitum, 1641 nucleotides. RefSeq lists its product as uncharacterized. Gene Ontology annotation, molecular function: protein binding. The record is from RefSeq and is a predicted model, not a curated record. Gene Ontology annotation, cellular component: cytoplasm; spliceosomal complex. Bases 1 to 1641 code for a protein of 546 amino acids. The transcript has a single exon. Gene Ontology annotation, biological process: mRNA cis splicing, via spliceosome. Lineage: Eukaryota; Apicomplexa; Conoidasida; Eucoccidiorida; Cryptosporidiidae.
AUGGAAAUUACAAAUGAUAUCGAAUUUCAAAAAAAAUUGCAAUUAAAAAGAUGUAGAGAAAGUAGGGAAUCAAUAAUAAAAGAGAUAGGUUAUUCUGAUGAGUUUAAUCCAUUUGGAGAUAAUAAUUUGUCACUUCCAUUCAUUUGGGAAAAAAAACUUGAACAAGAAAAGAAAGAUCAUUCUUUUGAAUUAAAAUGUAAUGCUUAUCCUUGGUAUCAAUUUGGAAUUUGCCCAAUAAAUACUGCUGAGAUUAUUGAAAUAAAAAAAAGAAGGGAAAAUUUUGAAGAAAAGUCAAUGACUAGAAAUGUUUCUAAAGAUUGCUUUGAUUUUGACAAAUGGAUUGAAAAUGAAAAGAAAUUCGAAAAAUUACAGUUACAAAGCUCAUCAAUUAUAAGAGUAAAGGAACAUAGAGAAAAUUUAUUUGAUAUAUUAUUCUGGAAAAUUCUAAUUUAUUCAUAUUUUAAAGGAAAUUUAUCAUUUUCAUCUUCUAUGUUUUCAUUAAUCAAGACGGGGCUUGACGCUUCUAUACCCUACCUAAGUUCUUUAAAACAUAAAAAAUUAUUUCAGAUACUGGAUGAGAUCUUUAUAACUCGUACGGAUGAAUCUAAUCGUUGUAUCUCGGAAUUAAUUCAAAUUGUUAAUAACCAUAAGCAACUGAUAAAUACUAAUACAGAUAUUUUAUUAAUUCCAGAGUGGGAAGAUAUACUUUACGGUUUGGAGAUAUUAUUAAAAUCGAUCAUGAAUAAAUUGAAUAAAUUUGAUGAUUUUUGUAAAAUUGAGGAUCCAGAAAUCAAUCAAAUAUUGGAAAAAAAGGAAAUUGACGAGUUAAAAGAUAUACUAUUUCAAUCUCUGGAAUUAGCAGAUGAAGAAUAUUGGAAAAGAGUUGUAGUUAUUACAAAGAUAAGAAUAUGUAGAAUAAAUGUUGAAAAUGUUGAAAAACUUUACCAUGAAUACUUUGAAGAAUGGGCCAAUUCACUUAUUUCUAAGUAUAAUAUUGUUAUUCACGAAAGAAACAAUAGUUAUAAAAAAGUUUCCUCGAACUGCAAUUUAGCUAUUGAAGAAUCGCAUAACCAAAAUGAAGAUCACGAAAAAUUUGAUCAACUUAUUGAUCUACCUAUAAUAGAAUUCUCCCCAUCUAAAGAUAAUUACGCAAAUAAUAGAAAGAGGCACAAAAUGGCGCAGCUAAUGUUGCCAUAUGUAUACUCAAUAAUAAAAGCAAGGUAUUACUGGAAUCAGUACAACAAAAACUACUAUUCGAAUGAAACUCUUCCCCCAAAGAUCAUUCAAGGAUACAAAUUCAAAAUUAAAUAUCCGCUUUUGAGUAUGCCAGAAAAUGCCGGUAUUGUUCCUAGGUGGUAUAUAACAACAAAAAAAAAGUAUCUUGAGAAAAAUGAGUUAUUAGUAACAAACGAAGAAGCCCUUUUAAAGGUUCAGGAGGAUAUAAUAUUUUGUGAAAAUCAAGUUUCUGUUAAAGACAAGCUAUUAAUAAUUACAUGUGAUAAUCGAAUUUAUAAAGAUGUGGGAUUUUCAAUUAUUGAUAAAGAGUGGGACUUAAAUCCAAAAAAUGGAUUUAAAAGUUAUUUUGAAAAUUCUACUUUACACCUGAAUUUUAAUUUUAAGCAACCCAAAUAUAAAAGAUGA